AUGGCCAAUACUCAAUCACGUCCCAAGUCGUUUGUACAGACGGUCAUACCAUUGGCCAAGACCCUUCAAUUCUACUGGUUUAUCGGCCAUGUUUCCAGUUUAGUGUUUUUCACUUUUGACUUUUUGUUUUCCUUCAUUAAUAAAUCAAAAGCCUUGAAAUUCUACCAAUUAACCUUGGUUUCGGUCAUUAUAACUUAUUCAAUAGUUAUCAAACAGGUUCAUUUGAAGAAUUCUUGGAACGUGGCCAAAUUGCUCCAGUUGCAGAGCUUUAAAGAUGAAAAUAUCCAAUACUUGAGUCUUUCAUUAGUUUUCUUGUUAGCAAGCUUCAAAAUUGGCCCAGUUAACGGAUACUACUCCUUAAUUGUAUUCUCUAUAUUCCACGUUUUACAUUACUUCCAGAAAAACUUAUUACCGUCCUUGCCAAUUUCAAUUGCAGGCCAACAAUCAAUCAAUUCAAAAAUUAAUCACUUCACUUCCAAUUACAGUCAACAAGCCUUACUUGUUGCUGCUAAUAUGGAAGUCUUCUUGCCUUUGGCUUUACUCAUGAAGUCUUUCCUUUUGGUCUUUAUGAUUUUUAAAGAUCCUGCCUACGUGUUGGUGUACUUAUUCACGCUUGCAUCCAUUGUUGUUUUCAUUAAAUUAAGAUAUAAUGAUAACAAAUACACCCAGGAUGUCAUUCAACAAUGGGACUACAAAAUCUCUACCGUAUUGAACCAUCCCCAAUUACAAGCUUAUCCUUUAUCUAAUCUCUAUCAUCAAAAUUUUAAGGCUUUGGUUGCAAAGUAUAUUGGUCCAAUAAGAAUUGCUCCAAAACCUUCUAAAAAGACUCAAUAA
Molecule: messenger RNA, 834 nt
Organism: Hyphopichia burtonii NRRL Y-1933
Lineage: Eukaryota; Fungi; Ascomycota; Pichiomycetes; Serinales; Debaryomycetaceae
Exons: 1
Coding region: 1-834 (277 amino acids)
Biological process (GO): membrane organization; endoplasmic reticulum tubular network organization
Cellular component (GO): membrane; endoplasmic reticulum
Source: RefSeq, a predicted model, not a curated record